This is a messenger RNA of Drosophila eugracilis, 1089 nucleotides long. RefSeq lists its product as uncharacterized. Lineage: Eukaryota; Metazoa; Arthropoda; Insecta; Diptera; Drosophilidae. The transcript is spliced from 5 exons. The record is from RefSeq and is a predicted model, not a curated record. The coding region runs from base 157 to 972 and encodes 271 amino acids.
CUAUAUAUAUUGUCCAGUUAAAAGGCAGCACCGUUUCGAGUUCUAUCUCAUUCGAGAUUCGCGCGUAGUAAACUCGAUUAGGAGCUUCUCCUAAUAGCGAUAGUGAUUCCGGCAGUGACAGUGACUUGUAGGUGGCAGCGACGACAGUUUUCCAACAUGUUCAUAAUUGGGUUACUGAUGCUACUUCAUGCCGGCCUUCGGGAGGUCCAUUGUAAUGCGUUUUAUACGGAAAAACCCUCGUACAUUGAGUCGUGCAAGAUUUAUGAACCGGAGUUUACCAAGUGCUCAACACGCUCCAUACAGGCUUUCAUGAACCAGCUGGUCAAAGGUGUUCCCGAGUUAGAGGAAUCCUUUGGCCCUAUUGAUCCGAUGAGACAGGAUCAGCUGGUGUUCAAGCAGGACAACAGCGAUGUGGCCACGAUUUCGGCCAAUCUCACCGAUAUGCUGAUCAGCGGCUUUGGAAAAAUGGUGAUCAAGGAGAGCAAAGUCAGCAAGAAGGAUUUUAGUUGGCUGACGAAGAUCUACUUGCCCGCUAUGCGAAUGGAUGGUCAUUACAAAAUGCUAGGGCGAAUUUUGUUGGUGCCCCUGCAGGGAUCUGGGAAAAUCGUAAUGGAAAUAGAUGAUCUGGACAUACUGAUGAGCACCAAGACCCGACUCUAUGAGAAGGGCGGCUAUACUUUUUACAAUGUUACUUCCGUGAAGGUAAAGUUAGAAGUCGGCAAAGUGCGGACCAGAAUGGAUAACCUAUUCAAUGGACACAGCAAGGAGGUGGAACGGAGCACCAAUCAGUUCUUCAACGACAAUUGGCAGGAUGUCUUUGAGGCACUACGUCCUCUGGUGGAUGAGACCGUAGAGCGAACUCUACUGGAUCUACUUCAUAAGACGUUUUCAAUUUUCCCAGCUAGCUUUUUUGUAGAAGACAUACCAACCUCCUUGGCCUUGUAUGGUCGCAAAUCGCAUAUGGUCACUUAAGAGAGUUAAUACUUAAUGGCGAAAAAGUAGCUUAAACGUAAAUCCCUGACUAAAGACAGUUUUAAUCGUCUUUGAACAAAAAGUGAUCUAAGUAAUAAAUAUAAUUGUUAUGAAAAA